GUUCAUUUUGUGUGACCUACAACCAUGAGAGUAGUACUGAGAUAUUUACUUUAUGGGCUACUUUGGAGUGGAUUCGACUUGCGUCAGAGCACAGCGGAUUAUCGGACCACCGUCACCUCAACAAGCUACGGUCGAGUCAAGGGCGUAGUUGUGGGCGAUGGAUCGGAAAGGCUCUAUAAAUAUACUGGUAUACCCUUCGCAAAACCACCGACAGGUGAGCCUAUUCCAUCAUAGUAUAGGAUAUUGAUGCAUGACUUUAGUUAUUAUAAUCUUUUCAUGUUUGGCAAUUUUAAAGACAAUUUUAAGGCUAUAAGGGUAGAACCCUUGAAAUAAGCCUGGAUUAUACUUACGGCAGUUUUAAAUACUUUGAGCUAACAUUACUACAGGUUCUGAUUAUAUAGAUAACUGAAAGUAGGUAUCAGCUCUUCAUAUUAGAAUUUAAAUUUGGCGGAUCCCAGAUUCCCGAACAUGUAGGCAUAUUCUGGGAAAUUUUAAAUCGAACUACUAAGACAUGUAGGGGAUUGGACCAUUCGCCGCCACCACUCCAAUGCCGCCACUUUUCCGCCCCAACUUCACCACCAUUACUUCGCCGCCGCCAUUUCGUCACCACAGUCUCACCGCCAUGACAUUUCGCCACCAUAGUUUCACAGCCAUGACAUUUCGCCACCACAGUUUCACAGCCAUGACAUUUCGCCACCACAGUUUCACCGCCAUGACAUUUCGCCACCACAGUUUCACAGCCAUGACAUUUCGCCACCACAGUUUCACCGCCAUGACAUUUCGCCGCCACAGUUUCACCACCAUGACAUUUCGCCACCACAGUUUCACCGCCAUGACAUUUCGCCACCACAGUUUCACCGCCAUGACAUUUCGCCGACAUAGUUCAUUAUUUCUAAACAAAAGAAUUAGAAAAGGGUUUGAGUCUAUUCAAAUGGUGUAACACAUUCUAGAGCGUAUACAGUAGAGCGUCGAUUUUCCAAACAUCAAUUUUCCAAAACGUUUGGUUAGCCGAACACCCCCCAUGUCUUUAUUUAAAAAAAAAAUAUUAUGGUAAGCAGGUGGCAUGAAUCAUUUGUGUAUAAUUAACGCUGGAAGACGACUCUCCCUUCUGUCGAACAAUUCUACUUCUCAUACAUAGGGUGAGCCAUAUAAAACCGGUAUGUCUCUGAGUGAUCGGAAGUGGUAUGCAGUCGCAAUCGUCUGCUUACAGCGAUAUCCGUGCAAGAUAUUGCGCGCGCGUCUACCGGUUGUAUGAGGCUCACGCUGUUUUCGCAAGAGUUCGAUGACACAAGUGUGAACAAUUAGGCACUUGAUGUGUUUGUUGAUUUUUACAGUGGAUGUGUGCUCUGGUCAUCCAAUCACAAAGUAGGACACGACCCCGCCACACCGCGAUUAUUGUAGUUUAAAAAAAAAAAAAAAAAAAAAAAGACGAAUCGCGUACUCGUAUGAUGACGUUAAUAAUAGGUUUUAAAAUAUUCCAUGUGAAUAGCGAUGUAAUUAACAUUGUAAAUUAGACUAGUUAUUUUUUUUUGUCAAUAUUUUUGUAAUGAAUGUGUAGAUCUCUAGUGAGUUGUGAGUUGCUGGUGUUGGACACAUAAUCGAAUGUGUGACGGUGUUGUAAGAAACUAUGUUUGUGUUCUCCCUUUUUCCACGCGGAAAAAAAUAAAAUAAAGUGCCAAUGAAUUUACGGGAGCCACGAUGUAUCCAACAAUGUGUCACAGGGGGGUCUCUUUAUAGCAGGUUUCUUUAUAGCUGGUAUCUUUAUAGCGGGUUUCUUUAUAGAGGGUUUCUUUAUAGCGGGUCUCUUUAUAGCGGGUCUCUUUAUAGCGGGUCUCUUUAUAGCGGGGCUCUUUAUAGCGGGUUUCAUUAAAGUGAGGCUCUUUAUAGCUGGUCUCUUUAUAGCGGGUUUCUUUAUAGAGGGUUUCUUUAUAGCGGGUCUCUUUAUAGCGGGUCUCUUUAUAGCGGGGCUCUUUAUAGCGGGUUUCGUUAAAGUGAGGCUCUUUAUAGCGCGUCUCUUUAUAGUAGGGCUCAUAUUAGCGGGGUAUUUCAAUCUUGGUUAUAUUUUUAAAGAAGCGAAAAUAGAAGGAAACAAAUAGCAUAAAUUUGACUUAUAAAUAAAUAAUUAUCUGUCACAGCCACACCCCCUCCCCCCCCCCUUUUUCCCCAACCCAGUCUCGUGUUUGAAUUUUUUCAUAAAGGCUUGUGUCCGGGUGCAUUUGUCUUAUUUGGGAAACUACAAGUGUAAAAAAUAAAAACAAGAAAAAACAUGGUUAUUCCAAAAAAUCCAUAGGGGACCUUAUACGGAACUAACAAAACAACCCACAAACAAAUUUAGACCUUUGCAAAAAUACUUAGAUUUUCUUGAAACUUCAACAUAUUUAAGUCACGUCUGUAAACAUUUCUUUAUCAUCGUCGGCGAAAUAAAUGUGUCUGUCUUUUGCAGGGGAGCUUCGUUUCAAACCCCCACAGCCGCCUGAAGCAUGGAACACAACUUUAGAUGCCACCACCACCCCUCCAGACUGUCCACAGUAUAUUCCGUCGGAGCUACAGCAAAUAUUGCACAUCAGAAUGAACCUAAGCGAAGACUGCCUCUAUCUAAACGUGUACACGCCGAGCGUAGCCGACGGAGCAAUGUCACUUCCCGUCAUGGUGUGGAUUUACGGUGGGGCUUUCGUUGGGGGCAGUAGCUCCACCUAUGACGGUUCGACCUUAGCGCGUAAGGGGGUUGUAGUUGUGACACUCAACUAUAGAAUAGACGCCCUUGGAUUUUUGAGUACUGAAGAUGACGCACUUCCUGGGAACUAUGGCCUCCUUGAUCAGAUCUCCGCGUUAAGGUGGACACAAAAGAACGUCGGGAGUUUUGGGGGCGAUCCGGGACGUGUUACCCUUUUUGGGGAGAGUGCUGGCGCGUGCAGUGUUUCUCUUCUGAGCGUUUCGCCCCUAGCGAAGGGCCUUUUCCACAGGGCCAUAAUCCAAAGCGGCUCACUGUUGACCCCGUGGGCGGUCACCUAUCCAUCCACCAGCGUGGCUCCUAGAAAACUGGCUGAGCUCAUCGGGGCCAAGGUCAACUGCACCCUCGAAGACUCAACUCAGUUUGUAGCGUGUCUUCGAGGGGUGAAGUUUAUGGAUCUGUUGGACGCAAGCACAGAAGUGCAAGAGGUGCAGCCGUUUCGAAUGGUUCUUCUACCGCGAAUAGAGCGGACCUUCGGCGUCAUACCCGACCUGCCUCGGAAGCUUCUCGCCCUUGGCGGAUUUGAACACAUCGACACAAUUCGAGGGUUCAACAACAACGAAGCCGUGGCGCUGAAACAAAAUCUCUCUGCGUGGAUGACAAAAGAUGAAUUCAAGAAUGUUAUCAAAUCUAAACUUGCACGUUUCACGUUUAGAGACCUCGACGGGGUCGUCCGGCUUUUCGAAGACGUCUACCUGGGGCACAUCAGCGAUCCUGCUCUCACCCUCGAGCAAGCCUCGGCGGCAUUGACUGAUUUUUCCUUUGCCGCCCCGACUUUGAUUGAAGCUAAAAUGGCUUCUGAAAUAUCUCCAGACAGGAAACACUACGUGUAUGAUUAUAACUACCGAAGCAGCAUUAGUGAUUUGCCGCCCUGGGCGACCGCCCAACACGCCGACGAGGUGCCAUUUGUGUUCGGCAGCUUUGCUCUCCCGCUGUGGCGCGGCGUACACGCCCCCUCGCAGGAAGACGUUCGGGUAUCGGAGCAGCUGAUGACGUUGUGGACAAACUUCGCAAAGACCGGGGAUCCGACGGUGACCACUCCGGCGGGUGCGGUUGAAUGGAGGCCGUCCAGCAGCUCGCAGCCCAGGAUGUUGAUGAUAAAUAAAGUCUCAGAGCUGACCGGAAGCGGGCGCCAGGAAGCAGUCGAACUCUACGGCAAGCUCCUUCCUCUUAUAGAAACGAGUCCAGUCGGUGUUGUUGUAGGGAAGUGACGUUACACUUGACGGAAGGGACAUCGUACUGGAGUGGGGGAUACUUAAGAGAUAUGUUGUACUUGAUAGUGUAAAUAACAAAAACUUGGUAAUCUUGCCAGCAAAACAAACCCCCACAAAUUAUUCCCCGAGAUCUGCUGACACGUGCAUGCAGGUGAUUAGAAGAGUAAAAUUACGUUUUGAAAUAUUCUUAGAAUAUGUCAUGCGCUAUGUUUGUUUCGGUUUAUUUGUUGUUUUUUUUUCCUAAUCGAAAGUGGCCCUGCCUUUCAGAUUAUGGAUAGAUCUAUGUUCUCUACAUAAAUGUUAAAAAAACUUAUUUAGAUAUAUGUUCAAAUCUGGCCUAAAUUUGAACACCCGUCUAUCGUUGUAAUAAAUGACAUACAUUUUAAUUGAAGCACAUAACAAAAAAGUUUAAACCUAAAAACUUCAAAACUUCUUCAAAUGGUGAAUCAGGCGGACCCAGCUUUGGGUGAGGUUGCAUCUUGACAUGCAACCUGUUAUUGUAUAUUGCCUUUAAAAUAAAUAAUAAUACCUGAUAGUGAUGCAUUAUCCCAUGUUAAAAUUGUGACCGUUUCCCUUGUCGGCUUUGGCGACUCCCCCGUAAGAGUCUCGUAUCCACAAUUACAUUUCACUAAAGUGUUAGAAAUUGCGUUAUUGAAAAAACAUGUCAGCUUUACUGGCUUCCCGUAAUAGUCAUGAAUCAGCUACUUCAUUUAAAUACAGCGUUCCAUAUCGCGUUAUUGAUAAAAAAAAAAAGAAGAAAAAAAAGCUCAUAUCAUCAUUUUCCUUAACGAUAAGGACAACAUCUUAUUGAAAUAGGUUUUUCCAGUAACUGGGAUAAUUUUACCCAGGAGAUCUUGGAAAUAUAAAACGAAUUAAAGCAUAAUGGGGUAGUGCUAUCGACUGGGGACACACAUGUUAACCUCGAGAGUUCAGUCAUGCCGUGGUACAAGUUUUUAUUCACAGCCGAUGCUUGAGUUUUCCUCCCAAGUUCAAUGAAGUAUUGACUACUUGUAGGGAAACACAUGCUCGCUUACGAGAGCGAGACCAGCUUCCUAAACUGUUCGUGCUCUCCUUAUACUUGUUUAUUGGUUUUCUUAGGCGCUGGGAGCAAUUUGGGAUUCGUUGAGAGGUUCUUAAACGGGUCUCUUUAAACACAGCUAACGUUAAGUACAUGGCAGUGAAAAGUAAUUUGACGCCAUCAGUGGGGAGUUGUCAGUUUGAUUCAAGCUGCGUAUUGAAAGAUGGCAUUUUAAAAAAAGGAGUAAUUUGAUUUUCUUGAACGGGAUGUCGAAUCUCAUGUAAAACUGUACAGAAUGAUUGGGAGACAACCAUGUGUAGUCGUGUGGCGAGUGGUUGGUGGGUUGGUGGCAAUGCAGUUUCACAUUCAUUUCACAAAACCAAGGAAAGCAGGUCUUGUUAACCAUUGCUUGAAUUGUUGUAAGAGUAUGGGUGAAUGCAGAGAAAUUGAAGCAAAGGUGAAGGACAAUAUCUGAAAAGAGGCAUAUAAAUAUACAAUUUAUUUAAAGUGAGAAACGUUUAAUUAUACAUAGCAAGCCAUAAACAUGUUGGAUAUGUCUGGAUUUACAGGUUAUACAAAGCAUAGCAAUCAUUCAAUAAACAUGGAUAAC
Messenger RNA from Lymnaea stagnalis (great pond snail), 5573 nucleotides. NCBI's taxonomy places the organism in Eukaryota, Metazoa, Mollusca, Gastropoda, Lymnaeidae. The record is from the annotation of a GenBank genome assembly.